Biomphalaria glabrata is the source of this 2842-nucleotide messenger RNA. Its product is annotated as HBS1-like protein. Gene Ontology annotation, molecular function: GTPase activity; GTP binding. The transcript is spliced from 17 exons. Gene Ontology annotation, biological process: translation. The record is from RefSeq and is a predicted model, not a curated record. NCBI's taxonomy places the organism in Eukaryota, Metazoa, Mollusca, Gastropoda, Planorbidae. Bases 336 to 2636 code for a protein of 766 amino acids.
GUGUAACUUCCUGUUUACCUAUAAAAUGAAACUGCUUUUCUAACAAAAAUAUAAAUAUUUAAUAGGCUCUAGAUAUCUAGUUUUAAGUCUAGACCUAAUUGUCUUGUCCUAAUUAGUAGAUCUAAUUACAGAAAUGAUGAACAAACACUUAUUAAAUAUUGAUAUAAAAUAUAGAUCUACUGAAAACGAUGAUUAUUAAAGUUUGUAGAGUCUAGAUGAUACUAGAUCUAGCCUAUACUCUAUACUAUAUAAUACUAUAUACUAUAUUUAUUAUAAUUAUAUUAUUGUAAUAAAUAAAUAAUUGUUAUUGUACAUUAAAUUAAAAUAAAUUAAAAAUGUCAAGGCAUCGUAUUGUAAGGACUAUGAACUACGAAGAUGAGUAUGGUGAUGAAGAAGACGAGUACUCACAUUCUGUGGAAGACAACUAUUGUAUCUCACCCUCGACAGCUGCCCAGUUUACAUGGACUCGAGAAAAGAAUAUGAACUUAGCUGCGUAUGUGGGUCAAGAGGAGGUGAUAAAUGAAGAAGAAGAAGAAACACAAGAAGACGUUAGUCACGACAGUUUCAAUGAUUCCUCUAAAUCACUUCAUUUGGGAUUAUCUGAUUUUGAUAAAGCUAAGUUGAAUAGUUGUCUUGAUGAAGCUCGAAAUAUUUUAGGCGACUCUGUGUCAGAGUCGGUAAUGACUUCUGUUAUCAUUCAAAAUGGUUAUAACCUGGAAACAUCCAUCAACCAGUUACUCUCUCAGCAAGAUUUACCAAAACCUCAGCGUGAGCCUCGUCAAAGGAAAAUUCGUACACAAGGCCUUCUUCCAGCCACUCAAGAGCUCAAACCAAAAGAUCCUGAAGUCAUCAACCUAAGCUCUCCACUAGUCACACCUUCCAAGUCUGCUAGCAAAGCUAAAGCUACCAUUGGCUUUCUGCAGGCUGAAGAUCAACAGAGCUCACAGCCCAAUUCUCCGGCUAGUUCAAAAAAACUUUCCAUCCAGGUUGGUAGCAAAAGAAAUGUCUCGCCAGCGGGCCCUAAAAAAGAUAAAGGGAAAAGGGAGUUGUCAAACUUAGAGCAAAGAGAAACAGAGUCUAAAGCAAGUGAGAUGGCAGCCACUGCUUUAUCUUCUGAAGAUAUUACUGCUGGUGGAAAUAGCAUAGACUCGAACUUAAGGAAUGCAGUUGAAUUUAUGGGUCUGGAAGGAGAUAAAGAAACAAUCCAGUCUUCUGUUGACUCCAUGAAACCAGUUCCAGCAACACCCAAAUCCAAAGGUAAAUCUUCCAAAAUAGAUGUUAUGGCAGAAUUUGCUAAACGACAUGGCAAUAAGGAGCUUUUGAAUCUAGUCGUCAUAGGUCAUGUGGAUGCAGGCAAGAGUACGCUAAUGGGUCAUCUCUUGUAUCAGCUGGGGAAUGUUAACAAGAAAACAAUGCAUAAAUAUGAACAGGAGUCAAAGAAAAUAGGGAAAAGCUCCUUUGCUUUUGCCUGGGUUCUUGAUGAAACAGAAGAAGAAAGAGAGAGGGGUGUGACCAUGGAUGUUGCUCAAAAUAGAUUCGAAACAGAGAAAAAAUGUAUCACCCUAUUAGAUGCACCUGGACAUAAGGAUUUUAUACCCAAUAUGAUUACAGGUGCAUCACAGGCAGAUGUUGCUAUUCUUGUCAUUAAUGCCACACGGGGAGAGUUUGAGACUGGUUUUGAUGCAGGCGGUCAGACAAGAGAGCAUGCACUUCUAGCACGGUCAUUAGGGGUUGGUCAAAUUAUUGUCGCUGUAAACAAGAUGGACACAGUGGACUGGAACUAUGACCGCUAUGAAAGCAUAACAAAAAAAAUAGGACAGUUUCUCACAAAGCAAGCUGGCUUUAAAGAGUCUGACAUUUGCUAUGUUCCUUGUAGUGGGCUGAUUGGUGAGAACUUGACCAAGCCAUCCACAGAACCCAAACUGACUUCAUGGUACAAGUCUGGGAUAACACUCUUGCAACAGAUAGAAAACUUGAAGCCACCAGUUCGACCCAUUGAUAAACCUUUUCGGUUGCAUGUGUCUGAUGUGUUCAAAGGUGUUGGCACUGGGUUCAAUGUUGCUGGACGUGUUGGGGCUGGCUAUGUCCAGUCGGGAGACAAGAUACUUAUUAUGCCACUGGGAAAUUGUGCGACUGUUAAAAACAUUUAUAUUGAUGAUGUUGCUGACAACUUAGCUUUUGCUGGUGAUCACGUCAACCUGACCUUGAGUGGUGUGGACAUGUCAAAUGUUAGCAUAGGCAGUUGUUUAUGUGAUCCCAAUACUCCUGCCCGAAGUGCUACAAGAGUCAGAGCUAAGAUUGUUAUCUUCAACAUAGACUUACCUAUUACCAAGGGUUACCCAGUUGUGUUUCAUUACCAAUCCAUCAAUGAGCCAGCAAUAAUAAAACGACUUUUGAGCCAGUUACACAGAAGCACUGGAGAAGUGAUAAAGAAAAAACCAAGAUGUUUAGUCAAAAACACCAGUGCUGUAGUGGAGAUAGAACUGGAGAGACCAGUGUGCAUGGAACUGUAUUCCGAGUUUAAAGAUCUGGGCAGAUUUAUGUUAAGGAGUGGUGGACACACCAUUGCUGCUGGCCUUGUGGAAGAGAUGGUGCAAACAUUAAAGACCUCUGUAAAUGGCACCAGUCAGAGCUGAUGGACAUAAUUCACAUUUUACACAUGGUGUAGUUCCUUGCAGGAUUAACUUCAAUGUUGGCUGAUUUCUGAGUCAAUUUGACAAGAAGUGCUAACAUCCCAUGAAGGUGCCCACAUACUGGAGUUCAGUUUUUAUUUUGUGGUUGUUUUAACUGUUUUUGUGAGAAGAAGCAUGAAAACUGCAAUAAAAAAUUGAUGCAUUUUAAA